This is a messenger RNA of Ilex paraguariensis (yerba mate), 210 nucleotides long. NCBI's taxonomy places the organism in Eukaryota, Viridiplantae, Streptophyta, Magnoliopsida, Aquifoliales, Aquifoliaceae. The record is from the annotation of a GenBank genome assembly.
AUGCCUAAGCAAAUCCACGAGAUCAAAGAUUUUCUUCUCACUGCUAGAAGGAAGGAUGCACGGUCUGUGAAGAUCAAGAGGAGCAAAGAUGUGGUUAAGUUCAAGGUUCGCUGCUCCAAGUACCUCUACACUCUGUGUGUCUUUGACUCGGAGAAGGCCGACAAGUUAAAGCAAUCCCUUCCUCCAGGUUUGAGUGUGCAAGACCUGUGA